Molecule: messenger RNA, 2198 nt
Organism: Nicotiana tabacum (common tobacco)
Lineage: Eukaryota; Viridiplantae; Streptophyta; Magnoliopsida; Solanales; Solanaceae
Source: RefSeq, a predicted model, not a curated record
UAUUGAUUUAUUUUUUUCGGUUAACCGAAAAAACCGAAUUAUUAGUACAUGGAUUCUUUAAAAUAUAUAUUCCAUACUUAUAUAGACUAAGGCCCAAUUUUAAGUCUCAUAAAAAUCAGCCCAUCCCAAACCCAAUUGCCCAAAAUCCAAAUACACUAGGGUCCUUCUCAGUUCACUCAUCAGCUCCUUUUCUUUUCCCAUUCUUAGGCUAGGACUUUUCUUCUCUUCUCAGUUCUCUCUAUCGGCAGUUCCUCCCCCCAAAUACGCUAGGGCUUCCAUUGAUACACUGGUGGUUUUCCCAAAUACGCUAGGGAUCUGUCAUUGUCGUCAAAUUUCUUGUGGCGAUGGAAGAAAAUGGAAGUAGGGUAAGCGAAACCUGCGAAGGUGGGGGUUCAAAUGAUAGCAUACCUAAUACUGAAGGUCUCAGUCCAGACAGUCCUGAUGAAGCUCCAAAGAAAAGGAAAGCGAUGCAACCUAGAUCUGAUGCUUGGAAACAUUUUGAGAAGUAUGAUGAUCCUAGUGGAGCUAAAAGAGCAAAAUGUAACUACUGUCAAAAAACUUAUGCUGCUGCUACGAAAGGUAAUGGUACUACAUCAAUGAACAAUCAUCUCACUAAGUGUCCCAAAAUGCCCCGUAGCAUGGAAAAUAGUCAAACACAAAUCAGUUUUCUACCAGCUUCAAAUGGGGCAAAUGAAGGGGUGCUUACCACUUGGAAAUUUGAUCAAGCACUUAGUAGGAGAGCUUUAGCUCAAAUGAUAAUUUUGGAUGAACUGCUAUUUAGUUUUGUUGAAAAGGAAAGAUUUAAGAAGUUUAUGGGAGUCACAAUGCCUCAAUUUCAAAUUCCUUCUCGUAGAACAUUGACAAGAGAUUGUUAUGCACUUUAUUGUGAACAAAGACAGUUUGACGAACUCCUUCAAUGAAGCACGUCCUAAAAUCUGUCUUACAACAGAUACUUGGACUUCUAUACAAAGAAUAAACUAUAUGUGUCUUACUGCUCACUUUAUUGACAAAGAUUGGAAAUUGCAUAAAAGGAUAAUAAACUUUUGUCCUAUCUCUAGUCGUAAGGGUGAUGAUAUGGCAUCGGCAAUUACUAAUUGCUUGCUUGAUUGGGGGUUGGAAAAUGUAUUUACUAUAACUGUAGAUAAUGCUAGUUCCAAUGAUGUCACAGUAAGAGAAGUGUCUAAACAAUUGACUACUUGGGGAACUAAUAUAAUGAAUGGUAAACACCUGCAUGUUAGAUGUAUGGCUCACAUACUUAAUCUCAUUGUACAAGAUGGGUUGAAAGAAAUUGGUGUUUCUAUCAAGAGAGUUAGACAAGCUGUGAGAUACAUUAGACAAUCUCCCGCUAGGAUUAGAAAGUUUAAAGAAUGUUGUGAAUCUCAAAAGUUAACUUCCAAGAGAUCAUUAUGCUUAGAUGUUUCAACUCGAUGGAACUCUACAUACAUGAUGUUAGACACAACACAACAAUUUGAGCUUGCCUUUGACAAAUAUAGUUUCUUUGAUAUUGGAUUGUUGUAUCAUCUUCGUACCUAUGUACGUGAAGAUGGAACUAGUGCAGGUGAUCUCACAAGUGCUGACUGGGAUAAUGUGAGAAUAACGGUAAAAUUUCUUGAAGCUUUUUAUUUGCUUACUUUGAGGGUCUCUGGUUCUAUUUAUGUCACUUCCAAUGUGCAUUUUGUUGAAAUUUGUGAGCUUGAUCUUAUUUUGAAAGAGUGGAUGGAACAUGAAGAUACUAGUUUGAAAGAAAUGGCAAAAAAAAAUGAAAGAAAAAUUUGCCAAGUAUUGGGGUGAACCUGAAAAAAUGAACAAGAUGAUCUUUAUUGCAUCAAUUUUGGAUCCCCGUAACAAGCUUGAAUAUGUUCCUUUUUGCAAUUGUGAGGAUGUUUGGAGAAAAAGAAGGGAAAAAAUUGAUUUUAGAGGUGAAAAAUUAUAUGGAUUCUUUGAUUUAUUAUUAUGUAAAAAAAAAUUCAAUAGGAACAUCAUCUACUUCAUUUGGAAACACAACAGCUAUUGUCAGUGGUUAUGGUAGCUUUUUGAAAAGAGGAACAAUGAGAACAAAAUUGGAAUUUGAGAAACAUAAGGAAGUGACCGGAGGUUUAGGUACUAAAUCAGAGUUAGAAAGAUAUCUUGCUGAAGAUUUUGGGCCUGAAACAGAUGACUUUAAAAUCUUAAAGUGGUGGAAAAUCAAUGAGCCUAGA